AUGCAUGCCCCUCCAGCUUGCCCUUCUCCGUCAGUGCCACUACAAGGGUCUACCUUCACUGAUGCAAGGAAACGCUCCUACAAGAGAGCGCUGCGUCGUGCGGCCCUGCACCCUGAGCAACGCACUCAAUAUCGGGGAAGGCCUUAUACUCUUCGACAGCUCCGCUCACGUUAUGUGGGAGUCAACGCUGAGGUCGAGGUGCAAUCUCGAGCCAAACUGCCCGUGCUAGUCCGAAGGCCGGAUCGUCUUCUGGUUUGGAGCUGGAAUGCAGGCGGGCUCACCACAGAACUGUGGCAGGAGCUUCUUCUUACCCUAGAGCAGAUGCCUACCAUGCAGCGGCCUCAGGUUGUGAUGCUCCAGGAGUCCCAUUGGACUGAAGCCCUCUCUCCCAAAUUUCAGACCAGCGCCUGGACAGUGCUUACCUCUCCCACCACUGACUGCAAAGCGGCUGGCCUUGUCAUGCUGAUAGACCAGCAGGUACAUCAACGAGGAUCCCUCACCUAUGCCGAUCCGCUACCAGGUCGGAUUCAGCAUGCUCGAGUGGCUACAGCACACUGGACAGUAGACCUUCUCAACGUCUAUCAGAAGCCCCAGAAUGCUCAGAAGGGACAGGUCCAGGCCAACAGGGAACUGCGCAAAAAGGUCUGGCAAACUCUGCGACACCAGCUCAGCCGGGUCCCAGAACGACACACUGUCAUCCUAGGGGGUGAUCAUAACUGCCAUCUCAGGCCGUCGGUGUGUGCUGGACCUCAGGCUGGCCGUGGGCAUACUGGCUCUGUGCCUGACCAACAUCUCUUCCAAAAACUGCUCGAAGACCUCCGCCUCCUCCAAGUCAACUCCUGGACGCGGAAGGCCGGCUCCACCUAUAUACACCCCACCGGGAGUAGUCAGAUUGACCAUCUCAUAGGCCGCCAGAGUCAAGUUGACAACCUUGCCAAGCAGGCUCGUCCUAUCCAGGUGGCCUUAGCGGCCUGGCGACAAGGUGGGAAGCAUCUACCCAUUGCCGGCACCUUUAGGAUGCUAAACUUUCAGUCCCUCAACAGGCCUCCUGGGGCAGCUCGCUCCUGGGACCACUGGUCCCUUGUUCAGAAAUGCCAAGCCUGGUGGGACCCCCAAGUCGAGCAUCUUCGCACUUUGGUUGCGAACAACCUCUCCCAGGUACGAACGGUGGAAGAUCUGGACCGGAUGUUGGUUGCACAGGCUUGUGUGGCCUUCCCUGCUGCUCCCAAACCGCAGCGACUGGCCUUGUGGCAGACGCCUGUCAUGCAAGGAGGUCUUCGGGCCAUGUGGGAUGCAUACCGGCGCUGGAAACGGCCGUCCGGUCGUGGCCUUACCUGUCUUUUCCAGGCCUGGCGUAACUUCCAGCUCUUUCGUCAGAAGCACAAGGCAUUCAAGCAGGCUGGCAAGGAGGCCAGAAAGCAAUGGUUUGUGAAUCGCUUGGCGGAACUGCAGACCGCGGCCAAAUCCCAGGACACUCGAAGACUAUAUGCUGAAAUUCGUUCCCUUGCUCCCAAAAGCAAGCGCUCCGCUUUUCAGCUACGCGAUGCCGAUGGAUGUCUGCAGGAUGCCUCUGCCCAGGCCGAUCAACUUCAUCAGCACUAUGCCAAACUCUAUGCUGCACCAGACCCCCAUUCCCUACCGUCACCGCCUCAAUCCAUCACCAUGCAGGUCACACAUGAAGAGGUGCUGGCUGCUAUCCAGCGCUUGCCGAUUCAUAAAGCCGCGCCCCUGGGUAUGGCCUCGACAUCACUCUGGCGUAGUUGCGCGGAUCUACUGGCCCCAGUUCUGGCUACAUGCACGACAAAUGCAAGCACAGUUCCACAAUUGUGGAGGGAUGCCUGGAUCACACUGGUGCCGAAAAUUCCGAGGCCCCUUGAGCCGCGCAACCUGCGGCCCAUCGGACUUACCGACGUAGGGGGCCGAGCCAUUGCGCGCAUACUGCAGACACGCCUCAAACCGCACAUCUCCAGUUACCUUAACUCUAUCCCACAAUUUGCCUACCUGGCACAUAGAAGCACGAGUCAUGCCAUCCUUCGAGCCCAGUCCCACUGUCGUCGGGUGCAACAGCAAUGCUCAGCCCCGGUCAGGAAGAUCAUGGAUGCAUACGAGAACAAACCUAAGUCCCAGCUUCACUACGGUGGCAUACAGCUCUCACUAGACCUCACAUCGGCUUUUGACAUCUUGUCCUGGGAGCUACUGUCUCGCUCCAUGGCUGAGGCCCAAAUACCGGAUGACCUGCGGGACUGGGUCUCCAGCUGGUACAGUGGAGUGCGCUACUUUAUCAAUCACCUUGGAUGGGAAAAAUGUGUACACGCUUCACAAGGGGUUCGGCAAGGGUGCAUGCUUGCUCCUCUCCUUUGGGGGCUUUGCACAGGUUGCCUCCUGGCCUCCCUUCAGACAGUGGUUGACCCUGCCUGGGUACUUCACUCAGUUACGUGCUACGCAGACGACUUUCAUGCCUCGGAUCAGGUUACUAAGUAUAGUGAGCUUGAACGAGCUGCCGCCCGCCUCGGGUCUCUGCUUGAUAUCCUUGCUGAUGCUCAGAUGUGCAUCAACCAGAAGAAAUCUGCGGCCCUGCUUCGAGUACGAGGCACCUUUGCCAAGCGCUGGCUCAGGCAGCAUCAGGUAGUGCGCCCCUCUGGGCCACACCUGCAGCUCCGCACACCGAAGGGAAGGCUCUUCGAGUUCCCACUUAAGGAUCAUCAUGUGUACCUUGGCGUGGAAAUAUCUUAUACUUCUGCAGCUCAACAGACAGUGGCCUAUCGCAUGCAGGCAGCUAGCUCCACCUGGCAGCGCCUCCGCAAGAUUCUCUGCUCGCGGGCCCAGCUUGAUGUGCGAGAACGCCUUGCCAUCUGGCGAGCCACCGUAGUGCCUACACUUGCCUAUGGGCUGGCUGCCUCAAGCCCAGAUCUGCGUGACAUCCAGCGCAUGCAGCACCUGCUCACUAGGCACAUACGGGCAAUUACUCGCCAGUUUGCUCACCUUAGUAAAGUCUCUACGCAGGACCUGUACAAGCGCCACCGCAUUCCCACCCUCCUUGACAUUUUGCACAAGGAGGCGCAUCAGCUGCAUAAGCAACUGCAGCACAACACUUGCUAUGGCGAUACUGUAGAUGACCUGCACUUGUGCGCUAUACGGGACUUUGCGGCCAACCUUCAGGUAUGGAAAGCUCAGCAAUGGGAUGCCUCGCCUGCAUCGGCCCCUUACCCGGCUGAUGCUGAAGCCCCCUUUCUCUGCUACCAAUGUGGCUGUUCCUACAGCACCUACAGGCUGCUGCGCGUGCACGAGUCCAAGGUUCACUCACAGAAGGCACCCAAAACGGAUCAAGUCAAGUUUGAUCGCCAGCUUCAUAGCACCGGAGGAGUACCGACUUGCCGCCUAUGUGGACACGCUUUUCGACAGUGGGAUAAUCUCAAGCAGCACGUCAAAAGAAGCCGCUGCCCCAAGCUUCGGACUCCUGCACAUGAGACCCAGGUGUGUGCGAAUGUCGUUGCUACCGGUUUACCUGGAGAUGGUCUGGGCGAGGACAAUACGGCGUCUACAUCUCAGCCUGCCUCCCGCACUGUGCCUGAUCUCCACGUACCACUGAUCCGUCGACCGGAGGUUCUACAAAAGCUGCAGGCACGUCAGUGGGUCGACCUGGCAAGUGAUGCUGUUAUCCAGCAAUAUUUGUUCCAUCACUGCCCAGUUUGCUUUCAGUGGUGUGCUGAUGCGGUGGGGCUAAAGCACCAUCUGGCUCAUGCACACGCUUCCUGGCUCGAGACGAAGGCCGAGGCUCAGCAUCUGCUUAAGGCAUUUCGGCGGGCAAUUGUCCUGCCGUGUAGGCCUGGCAUGAGUCCAUUUUCCCUCGAGCAGAUGGAUCUCAGUCAAGAGGAGGCUCUCUUUUUCGGGCAGGGCGACAAUCCGGCGGUCCCGCCGCCUUCCAAGCGGCCACGGCCCGAGAACAGCCCGGGCUCUUCGAUGCCACAGACGACCAAGGGCAAAGGCAAAGGGAAGAAAGGGAAAGGAAAAGGCAAGACUCAGCCUCUUCCACCGACGUGGGACUACACCAAUGGUUCCGAAAGCUGGGACAGCCCAUGGCCCCAGGCGAGGGGGGCCUCUCAGCAUCAGCAUCAUCCCGAGGCGACGGACUACUGCUACCACCACAUGCAGAACCUCACCAAGCUUGUGCUACAGCAGGAGCAAAUGAUUACGUCUCUUCGACAGGAUGUGGUCCUCUACCUGUUUGUCAAGACAGGCCAGGGGAGCAUUGUUCCCCUGCUGCACCAGACAGCAGAGCAGUGGCGACAUAUGAAGGAGUCCAGCCCGGAGACUCUCACCUACUCGCUGAAGCUUGCGAUGUUCAAGAAGCUGCUGAUCGAGCUCCACGGCCGAUUGGCGACGGUUGCCAAGACUCAGGCAGAGCUGGACAAGGCGAAGCAGCUGAACUGGGUGGACGAGCGGGGACAUUGGAGGGUUCUCAAAUGGAAUCCUCUGAAGAGCGAGCUCCAGGUCGACGACAGCAAGACCACGGUACCUACGGAGGACCUGCUCAGGCAAACGGUGGAGCUACGGAAGGGUGUCACCGAGGAAGCCCUCCAUCGGUUCAGGAGUCACAAGCGGAUGACAGAGAAUCCCACGGCCGAGUGGGUGCAGUUCCGGAUGGAGAUCUCCCUGCGUCGCCUGGGCGACCCCAUCUGGCACACCCUUCAGGGUUGGGUGGGGCAGGCGGCGUGGCAUCUCUUGGGCUGUCGCUUGAGAAGGGAGCGGCCGCAGUACAACGGCCUGGCCGAUCUGGUGCGUCAGG
Molecule: messenger RNA, 4786 nt
Organism: Symbiodinium sp. CCMP2456
Lineage: Eukaryota; Dinophyceae; Suessiales; Symbiodiniaceae
Source: the annotation of a GenBank genome assembly